GGUUCAAGUCAAAAUAGCCUUUCCCGUCCGGUCUUGUGCAUUGCGUAUGCCUGGCCCCCUUUGUGCUGCCGUCAUCCUUUGUCGACGCCCAAGAAGCCAACGGGCACUUCUCGUCAUCAGAUUCCGGUUGCUCUUCUCUUUUUUUCUUUUUUCCCUCUCGGCCCCGAAUCGGUUUCUCAAAGGGGGAUGAUCACGAAGGGGAUUCCAUCCAAUCCCUUGAUCAAAGGCCACCGUUGUCGUUCUCCGUACGCAAAACAUCUUCCCCGCGCUCAUAUUAGCUGGGGCACCCUAAUUAUCAUAUUUUGUUAUUUUAAGUCAUCGCGAGGAAUUUCCUACGAGAACCGCCACGUGUGGCCGUACCUUACCGAGUUCCAACACUCCUCCAUCUUGGUGCCGCACACCGCUCCAUGUUGAGGUGGUAUUUUGAAGAGGAAGUCCAGAAAUCAAGACAGCAAGAAUUCGUCGAAUUGUCGCCAAAGCACAGCUGUGACGAACCCGUCAACGGCUUCAUUAUCGACUCGUACUGAAAGUAACACCGCGCCUGCCAGUUUUAUCACGUAACUCCGGUGGCUGUCACCGCUUCCUUCAUGGGCGAAGACGUUGGAGCCGCGACCGGAGACCCUGGCGUUGGCGACAGCGGCGGACUCGGGGUGGAUGAUGCCAGUGUGACGAGGGACUGUGGGGACUACAAGGAACGGAGGCGACACUCCCGUGCAGCUGCUGCCGAGGCCAAAGUCAUGAACGACGACAAUUAUGAUGACCAAUACGACGGCUCAGAUGCCUGCUCGGAUUUCAGCUCCGUCUCCGUCGACGAGCUGCCGCCUAUCCGCGCCUACGGUCACACCUACCACGGCUCAGGUCUCCUGCUUAUGCCCAACGACGAAUCGGAGCGUGCCCGCCUGGAGAUCCAGCACCAGCUGUUCAAGCUAUGCCUUGAGGGCGCUCUGACUGCGACGAAGCUGCCGACGGACAGAGCCUUCAACGUCCUCGACAUCGGCUCCGGCACCGGUAACUGGGCCGUGGAGAUGGGCGAGCAGUACCCCCUGGCCAACAUUAUGGGUGUCGACAUCUCCGCCGCGCUACUGCCCACGACGGUCCCGCCCAAUGUCGUCUUCGAGGUUGAAGACGCCAACGACGACUGGGCGCGCGAGAAGAACAGCCUCGAUUUUGUCCACAUGCGGAACCUCGUCGGUGGCGGCAUACCGGACUGGCGGGCACUCUUCCAGCAGGCGUACGAGCACCUCAAGCCCGGCGGUCAGAUCGAGUUCUCCGAGGUGCGGACGAGGUACUUUGACCUCGUCGAUAGCAGUGGCGACGAGCCCACCGCGCCGACCGAGGAAGAAAAAGACCACGGCUCCAUGACGGCAUGUCGCGAGUUCGAGAUCGGGUUUGCACAGAUGGCGGCCAUCGCGGGUGUCGACUUUGAUCCCAUACCCAAAAUUCCUGCCAUCCUGUCCAGUGUUGGGUUCGAGAGGGUGGGACGCUGGUCGGAUCUGGUGCCUAUACAGGCCGUGGGCCACGACGAGAAGAUGGUCAGGAAAGGGGCCCAGUUUGCCCAGAUGCUCGAAUAUGGGUUGGAGAAUUACUCGCUGGCCGUGUUCAUCAAGGGGGGGUGGGAUGAGAAGGAGACUCGGAAUCUCCUACAGAGAGUCCAUAAAGAAUCGCGAGAUACGGCAAAUGAGGCAUACGGCAAAGUAUCUUUUGUAACGGCCAGGAAACCAAUGCAAUGAGGUGAUGUUGAAAUGACCCGCGCUCUCUCUACACACAUAGACAUAUAUCCUCAACGGCAAGAAUCAUACAAUAAGAAUAAUGACCUCCCUAUCGUCCUUCUCUGCUUCCAACUGGCAUCCGUUCUCCAAAUCAGACUCUAUGAGAUCUCAUCUUCCUGUCACAACUCUUGCCUCGUAUCUUGAUGCCUGGCCCAACUACCUGACUUGGUGGGAUGCUACCAACCCCCCGCGGUCAGUCGGUCGGUUAUUGACCGAUGCUUUGUUCAAGUCGGGCUCAGGCGGCCCGAAUGUCACUCGGGCUUGCGCCAGUGUAAACCAUUGGAUUCCUAAGCACCUCGAACCUCUGCAACCCUCAACUCUCUCUGCUCUCCCAUGGGCCGAGCCCCCAUUCUCCGCAUUACAGCUAUGCUAGAUACAGAACAAGGCGAUCGGUUAGACUCGAACUAUCAUGAACCGAGCGUAAAAUCCCGCCGCAGAAACCCCCGAGGAGCCUUGAUCCCUGGAAUGUUUCACUCCCCGUCUGCCGUUGCAUGUUGGUUGUAAGGACAACCCGCCUUGGUCGAGCAUCGGGGUAAACCGGGGCUUGCGCUCUCUCAGCUUGCCCCAUUGACAACUGCAUUGAGUUUCUUUUUCGCCAGAACCACAUUUUGUUAGACCGUGGCCACUGACCGAGGUAGCAUUC
Molecule: messenger RNA, 2412 nt
Organism: Colletotrichum destructivum
Lineage: Eukaryota; Fungi; Ascomycota; Sordariomycetes; Glomerellales; Glomerellaceae
Product: Putative S-adenosyl-L-methionine-dependent methyltransferase superfamily
Exons: 3
Coding region: 588-1730 (380 amino acids)
Molecular function (GO): methyltransferase activity
Source: RefSeq, a predicted model, not a curated record